AUGGCUUGUGAUAAUCGUACGAGAGUGUACCUGGGAUAUGAAGAUGAAUAUGUCACUGAUAAACAUCGUCCGAAUAUUAACUUUAUGACAAAUAAGAUCGGUGGAUUUCCAAACUGUUAUGAAAAAAAUAUACUAUCAUUACCACAGUGUAAGUUGUGCAGAUUAUAUCAACUCUUGGCUCUUCAGCUAUAUGUUCCAUUAGAUAAUUCCAAGUACCAUCGAACACUUUAUAUUUUCGCAUGUAUAAAUCCAAAUUGUUGGAAUCAAAAUGAAAGUUGGACUUGUUUAAGAGUUCAAAUACCAGAAGAUGUAUGCAAACCAAAUGCUUUAGAUAGUAGUACAGUAAAUGUACCAUCUACAACAUCAUGGUUAUCAGAUGCAGAUGAUUGGGGUGAUAAUUUGAAUGACAAUUCCUCUGAACAAAAUGGAAAUAAUUUAUUGCCAAACAAUGUAACAGAUUUCCACUUUUCUUUGCAAAAAGAUACAGAUGAAAAUAUAAGAGAAGAAUUUUCUGCAUUACAUGUUGAUGACCCUAAUGCAAACAGUCCAACAAGUAUAGAGUCUCCAGUUGGAAUAGGUGCUGUAGGUAAAUUAGAUUCUCCUCAAGCAUCUGCUGAAAUUGAUGGAGAAGAAAGUGAAGUUGUUUGUAUUGAUACUCCAAUCCAGCCUCAAUGUGAUUUAAUAGAUUUAUUGAGAGAAGUUACUCCAUUUCCUAUUCAAGUAGAAUCAAACAUUGAUACAAAAUUAUCAUUUGUUGAAAUAUUUAUUUCCGUCGAAGAAGAAGUCUACAGUGCAGAUGUGCCACAACAUGUUCGUGAUUUACUCCUUGAAUACCAAUACAAAAAUCCGGAUUUAUCAACAAAGUCUGCAGCAGAUAUAGAUGAAGGCAAGACCAUAGAAACAGAUUCAGAAAAAUAUGAAAAAGGCAUUCCAAUGCAUGGAGAUGAAAUGUUUCAUAAUUUUGUCUCUCAGAUACAGAAAAAUCCUGGUCAACUUUUACGAUAUUCCCGAGAUAAUUCUGCACCAUUAUUAUUAUAUCCUAUCAGUGGAUGCGUUGGGAAAUGUCGACAUUGCGGUGGUGAAAUGACAUUUGAAGUCCAAAUUUUACCUACAUUGAUUUCUAAGUUAAUACUUCAACCGCGAGUUGAAAAAAAUUUCCAAAUUGAAUUUGGAACUGUUUUAAUAUACACCUGCGUAAGAAGUUGUUGGUCUCCAUUGGAUUUAUACAGGGAAGAACAUGUUAUUGUUCAAGCAGAGAAAUUAUAG
Molecule: messenger RNA, 1266 nt
Organism: Habropoda laboriosa
Lineage: Eukaryota; Metazoa; Arthropoda; Insecta; Hymenoptera; Apidae
Gene: trus
Product: programmed cell death protein 2-like
Exons: 4
Coding region: 1-1266 (421 amino acids)
Cellular component (GO): cytoplasm
Source: RefSeq, a predicted model, not a curated record